AUGCCGACUUGGCAGGAACUCCAACGUUAUAUCACAGAUCCUGAGAUUCUGACAUCGGAAAUCUUGUUCUUGACUUUGACCUUGUCAAACAUUUUUGUAGUGUAUCGCCUCUUCCUCGAUGUGGUCCCCUUUCCGGUCUUUGUCACCUGGUGGCAGCUGGCCCAGGGCCUGUUGAUGGCUUGGUGCCUUGGCGAGGUUGGAAAGGAAUACCCCAAGCUGGCAUACUUCCCAAGAGUUGAAAUCGACAAGAGACUCCUCAGACGACUGUUUGUGCCUACAAUUGUCAACGCUCUCAUGUUGGUCCUCGCGAACGUCCUACUCUAUCGCGUGCAAUGCAUUGCAACUCUCCCUGUGGUCGUUGCCUUUGCCGUUGUGCUUCAUCACAUCACCCGAUUCGUGGGCUGCGGAGAAGAGUACAUGCCAAUGCGUUGGCAAGCCAUUGGCCUGCUGUUCACAGCCUUUCUUCUGGGUAUCACUGACUCGAAAACUGUCGGCUCAGACGUGCUGCCUUGGGCUCUGCUGUACGCGAUCUUCUCCGCCGCUUUCCGCGCUGCUUUUUUGCAGAAAGUUAUGCACGAAGUUGAAGGCAAAGGAAACCUCCUGCACAACCACCAGCAUCUCAUCUCCGUCGUCAUUCUCCCGGUGUUGAUGCUCAUCUGCGGCGAGGGUUCAGUGCUAAGUGCUAUGCCAAUGAAUUUCGAGUCGCUCUACACAUGGCAAACUUGGGGAUGCCUCUUUACUGUCGGUGCUCUGCCCUUCCUGAAGAACAUCGUCUCGAAUCGCCUUAUCCGCAGAACAGGUCAAGGCCCAUGGCGUUUUCUUGAGGUUCUGUCCAUUCUCUUUGUGUUCAUCAUCGGCGUCACAUUCGGCACCCCUGGGUGGCAGGGAUACAUCGCAAUCGUGUUAGUUAUUGCAGGUCGUGCUCUCGGAGCGUGCGAUGUCCUCCUCAACGCCGCAGAAGCUGAACAAAACGAAAUGAGAGGUGGCAAUCCGGGCCGCCCAGCAGACGCUGAGGGCGGCGAGCUAGAACGCGGCUCUGGUUCCAAGCAGUAUCUGCAGUCCAUCGAAGAAGACAGCGGCGAAGCCUAUGGGGAACUUCCUGAGGGCGAAGAGCAUGAAAUGUAA
This is a messenger RNA of Eimeria mitis, 1125 nucleotides long. RefSeq lists its product as uncharacterized. The record is from RefSeq and is a predicted model, not a curated record. Lineage: Eukaryota; Apicomplexa; Conoidasida; Eucoccidiorida; Eimeriidae. The transcript is spliced from 2 exons. Bases 1 to 1125 code for a protein of 374 amino acids.